UACCGCGACCUCCGGAGCCCUAGCCUCCACCCCAACCCUACCCAAACCCUACCCAGCCGCCGCCGUCGCCGCCGCCGCCACGCGGAGGCGACCCCCCACCGCCGCCAAGAUGCAGAUCUUCGUGAAGACCCUGACGGGGAAGACCAUUACGUUGGAGGUGGAGUCCUCGGACACCAUCGACAACGUGAAGGCCAAGAUCCAGGACAAGGAGGGCAUCCCCCCGGACCAGCAGCGUCUCAUCUUCGCCGGCAAGCAGCUCGAGGAUGGCCGCACCCUCGCCGACUACAACAUCCAGAAGGAGUCGACGCUGCACCUGGUGCUCCGCCUCCGCGGGGGCGCCAAGAAGCGCAAGAAGAAGACGUACACCAAGCCCAAGAAAUUGAAGCACAAGCACAAGAAGGUGAAGCUCGCCGUACUACAGUUCUACAAGGUCGACGAUGCCACCGGCAAGGUCACUCGCCUCCGCAAGGAAUGCCCCAACUCCGACUGCGGCGCCGGUACCUUCAUGGCCAACCACUUCGACCGUCACUACUGUGGCAAGUGCGGCCUCACCUACGUCUACAACCAGAAGGCGUAAGGCUGGUCUGCUUCGCUUUACCUGCCUUCCUAGCAAGUGCCGAGCCGUUUGUUACUCGAGUUGAAUCUUAUUUAGAUCUGUAUGAGGUUGAAACUUAAUGGAGUAGUCGUAUCUAUCUUCUUGGAACGCCUGUUGCUGAGUUAAGCUAUGCGAGUUUAAUUUUAGUUUCAUA
Molecule: messenger RNA, 749 nt
Organism: Phragmites australis (common reed)
Lineage: Eukaryota; Viridiplantae; Streptophyta; Magnoliopsida; Poales; Poaceae
Product: ubiquitin-ribosomal protein eS31y fusion protein
Exons: 1
Coding region: 110-577 (155 amino acids)
Biological process (GO): modification-dependent protein catabolic process; translation; protein ubiquitination
Cellular component (GO): ribosome; nucleus; cytoplasm
Molecular function (GO): ubiquitin protein ligase binding; protein tag activity; structural constituent of ribosome
Source: RefSeq, a predicted model, not a curated record